GUCGAGUGGCAAGUAUGGUUAUGUCACGUGCACAGGACAACGACCCCGCCAGCCCAUGUGUGGGCAGAAACGUCAAUACAGCAGCCUAAAUAGGGCCGAAGCUGGUACUGCUAGCCCACAGUCUCGAUCGAAUUCCCCACCUGUCUGCGUGGGUCCGAUUUUCAAACCCGAGCUCUUGAGACAGCGAGCGCGUACUCGGGCAAGGAGCACUUGAGACAGCGGACGGACUACAGAUGCCAUAACGAUGCCUGAAAAUUACUUCGGAGAAACGUCAUUGAGUUCUGACGAACCACUAGAUCUAUCGACCCCUACUCGUGUCAUGUCCGAUAAUCACGAGUCAUCCAUUCUAGACGCUUCAAGGAUUCAGAUGGAGUCGGAACCGAUGAAUGCCUCUGCUGGGAGGAGUCCAGCUCAGUGCGAACAGGCGUUUGGAGUAUUUGUGCGUAAAUUGACAGAGGAGUUUCUGGACCAUAGGCUACCAAUCUCACAGCAGUCGUAUCAAAACCUGACGCAUAUAGAGAAUGCUUGUCGACGGUCUUUUCCACAGUAUGAUGCUCGGCAAAUCCGACUCAAAGUCAGAGCACAGCUUAAAUUGUACAGGAGGCAGGUGAAAAAGUUGAGCGAAAAAACGAAGCCGAUGACAAGAAAAAUGGACAAACCAAGGACGCUGUUGCCUUUGGACGGUAGUGCAACUCUAGCAACAGUACCAGUCUGCCAGUCGGGUGAAUUGCCCAUCCCUCUCAUCACGUACGGUGAAGGAUCACGAGUGAAGGAGACUUUUCCCUUCAAUGCCGCUUCCACACACGACACAACUUUACUGAAAAAUACUGAGUUCCACAGUCCCGAAAACAUCGCGAACAUCCAAACUGGUUCGCCAGAAACUCAACCUGCAGUGUCCAUCUGUGAAGAUUCGCAAGAGCCUAGGAUGGAUGGCAGCCAUAAGCAGAACAUGACUGCCACCAUACAAGCUGAUAGCGUGAAAUUCAUUGUACCUACCGAUCUCACCAAAACGACACGAACGCAAGAAGCUGAGGGGCUUAUCGCCACCCAGAAUUGUGAAACCAUUCGACCACCAAACCUUCUUGCUACUUCUUUACGCAUGAGUGCUGGAAUUUUGAUGCAAACUGCAAAGCUUUUUGAAAUCGCUGGACUGACAGCAGCCGCCGCCGCCAGUUCGCUGAGAUACCCCAACCUGACAUCCGUGCUCCGUAACUCGGAGGAUGAAGGAACGGGCAUUGCACUGGGCAAGGCCGUUGCUGAUUGUUAACCAAUAGUAAGAAAUAAGGAUCAGUCCAGAGUCAUGUAGUUAUCGUUCCAACCGCCAGGAUCGAGCGUGGUGAUUGACAUUGUGACCUAUUUACAUCAAUGGCUUUCAUCGGUUUCCGGAUCUAGUCACCAGUGAAUGAGGGAUGACGAUGAAUUUUGUGUACCCAGUUGAUGGAUGAGACAGUUUAAUGUGCGAACUGUAUUACACAAAACUGUUUUUACACUUCCGCAUUGAUGUUGAUCUCACUUGUUUGUGGAAACAGUGACGCUGAUGCGUAUGAGUAUCAGCCGGCUGAGCACAGCAAGCUGCGGUCGAAAAUGCUUUCUCGCACAUGCGGUUAUUCGACGAAAUCUUACCAGUAACAAAUAUUUUCAGAAAAC
Molecule: messenger RNA, 1647 nt
Organism: Dicrocoelium dendriticum
Lineage: Eukaryota; Metazoa; Platyhelminthes; Trematoda; Plagiorchiida; Dicrocoeliidae
Source: the annotation of a GenBank genome assembly